Messenger RNA from Schistosoma haematobium, 5062 nucleotides. RefSeq lists its product as uncharacterized. The record is from RefSeq and is a predicted model, not a curated record. Gene Ontology annotation, molecular function: calcium ion binding. The transcript has 4 exons. Bases 3881 to 4714 code for a protein of 277 amino acids. Lineage: Eukaryota; Metazoa; Platyhelminthes; Trematoda; Strigeidida; Schistosomatidae.
GUUUGGAAUUCGUAACAGUAUGCUUCAAAAAUCUUAAAAUACUAGAUAGUUUACGUAAAACAUUAAAAUGAAAAAUACUUUUUUUUCAUUUAUUGAAAAUGUAUAAAAAUAGUUUUAAAUUGAUAUCAUGAAUGGAUCAAUGUUAGACCAGCAUUUGAAAACCUGGAAGAACUGGACAGUCGUUUCGUUCUACUAUAGGACUCCAUAGAAGUGCGCAUCCACAAUCCUGCACGAGGAAUUCGAAUAUGAGGCAAUUACUCACUGAAGACAAUCGAGAACGUUCGCUCAAUAUCGUAGACUAGUUGGAGUUAGAUAUUAACACCAUUGGAUGCUCGCUCAGUAGUCUAUAGGUUAGGCGUUCGCUCAAAAGACUGUAGAUCCAGGGUCUGAGUCUCAUGUGUGGGAUCGUGGAUUCGCACUUUUGAAAAGUCCUAUACUAGAACGAAAUGGCUGUCUAGUGCCUCCAUGCUUUAAAUGGUGGUCUAACAUUGAUUCGUUCAUGAUAUCAAUCGGAGGUAAAAAAAAACUUUCACAACCCCCUACUGACAAAAAUAAAUUGUUUAACUUUUCUAUCGUUACAUUCUUCGUUGAUAUUUUUACAUAUAAACAUGCACCUAGACAACCAAAAAUUUCAAUAAAAUCUACCAUUUGUUGGCAUUCAUUUGAUUUCAUUUUUUCUUUGUAUACACAACAAUCAUUAUCUUUACUUCAAUGUUUAUUGAUUGAAUUUUGUAUAAUGUAACAGAUUUUUGUUUUAAGAAUUGUAAGCAUUUUUUUAUUGUUUUGGUGUCAUGGAUACAUAUGCUUAUGUGUGUGUGUGUGUGUAACCACAAUAUACACGGUUUAUAAGCUGAUUGAUUCAUCUAGAAUUUAUUCAUUCGAUUUCAUUAAAAUCAACUAUAUUCAUAUCACCAUAUUACUAAAAUGGCUAUAAUGUAUAUACUUGAAAAAGAAUUUGACAGUAUUGAUAAAAAUUCUGAUGGAUUUCUAAGUAGAGCUGAAAUUAUUAGCUGUUUGGAAAGUUUUGGUUUUCCUAAAAGUAAAGCUGAAGAAGUUAUCAAACUGUAUGAUGAAAAUAAAGAUGGGAAAAUAUCUAAAAAUGAAUUCAUGAAAGCUACAAAUAAGAAACUUUCACAAUCUGAUGUAUCAUGUGCUGCAUUAAGGAAAAUAUUUCGUGAAAUGGAUCGAAAUAAAGAUGGAACUAUUUCAAAAGAAGAAAUAAAAAAUUACAUGAAAAAUGAUUGUAAUUUUAUAUUCCCUAUACAAGUUGAACAAUGGGUUGAUAAAUAUGAUAAAAAUAAAGAUGAAAGAUUAAAUUAUGAAGAAUUUAUUGGAUUUGUUUCAGAAUAUUUGUAAAUAUAAUUUCUUUUUUGGCAUAAUAAUUAUUAUCAUUGUACUAAAUUUCAUAUUCAAUAAGUAUAUUUUAGUGAAUGACAAUAUAAACUACAUUUUUAGUACUUUUUUAUUUAUUUGAAUGAAUUUUCAAAUUUAGUAUCGUUUCAAUACACUUUUAUGAAUAACUGAAAAAUGUACCUUUUUUUAUUAAUGAAUAUUGAUUUUGAUAGUUGAAACCGUAAAAUAUUUUAAAAACAUGGCAGUAUGUAUUCCAUGAUGUUGAUGACUUGAUAAUAAAAAACUUACUUACUUACGCCCUUUACUCCGACCAACAUUAUCCCAACCCACUUUGUCCUGAGCCUUGCUUUCUAGUUCUAUCCAAUUUUUGUUGAUUCUUCAAACGUCUGUCUCCAUUUCUCGGCAUAAUGUGUUCUUUGGUUUUCCUCUUUUUCUUUGGCCUUGAGGAUUUCAUGUGAAAGUUUGCCUUCUGACGUAGGUAAGUCUUCCACCUGGAGCCCCUCUAGGGCUACUUCCGGCUCCAAGCCAGGAUAAAAGAGGAGGGUUGGGCAUGGGAUUAGCGACCUCACCCUGUAGAAAACUAACUCACUAAGAAAACGCUUACCAGAAAAAAACUUAAUACACCAAAACGUAUCCAUUAAUUAAUAAUCUUAUUUUGAGGAGGUAAAUGAGUCGAAUCUAAGAAAUACAAAAGAAAUUAAAUUUUUAAGCAUUUUAAAUAGACUUUUAGCUGAAAUGUUAAUAAUAGUAACUUAUGCGGUGUUUGUUUGUGGUCUAGUCGUAAAGCCAUAUAUACUUAGAAUGGGUUUAUUUAUAACAGCCUGGUCUGUAACUGCAAUUUUUAAUGUUAAGAUUUAUAGCUUAAAGUGAUGACUCUCACCAUCGACAACUUUUUUAAUAUAAACUCAAGUUCUAACAGUAUUUCUAUCAGUCUCUUAGUGGCUUAAAGAAUUGAGUGUAGUACAUUUAAAUGACGAAGUACUACAAUUGGUUUGGCUAUAUAAAGUACUUUUAAAUGUUCAAUCUAUGAAAUUGCUUGCUUAUCAAUCACUCAAAAUUCUGACUGAUUUUGAAGCGAAGCUUAGCAAUAAAAAAAUCUGUAAACAACUCUGUCCUGAGCUUUCUUUCCCAGUUGUUCCCAGGUCCUAUUCGUAGUUCUUAUGUUCACCUCCACUUCCCUGAGUCAUGUGUUCUUUGAAGAUACUAAGCUAAGGUUUGUCUUGUAAUGCAACCGAAUGGUCACUGUAUAGUGUUUCCUACCCCUAGCAUAUUUUUCUAACUUACGCAAAUGGUAGUGGGUUUGUUACUCCUCACAGUAGAUUAUUGCUGAUGUGUGAUGUUUGUAUGAACUUGUGAUUUGUUUGAACUUGAUGACUGCCUGAUUUCAAACCUUUUCAUAUAGUCCUCAAAAGUAUCAAAAUCUGAAUUUAUGUCCAGCUGUUCCAUCACUGGUUCCUGCUCGCGACGCCGAUGUGAUAAUUAGAAGUAUCUGAAUUAUUAUACGAAUUAGGAAUCCCAGAAAUAACACAAUAUAACCAAGAUGAACUAAACGAGCACGGAAAAACGUCUUUAGAAUUCAAAAUCAGGCAGUCAUCAAGUACAAAGGACUCAGUUCUUACAAACACCACAUGAUGGCUUUGAAAAAAUGAAUCUAGAGUAUCAUGCGUAAACAGCUACUUAUUAAUACAUGUACUAUUUUAUUGAUGUUGAUGAUAUUUCUUUACGUACGAGUUCUGCAUAAUGAGGUUGUUUUAAUGUUAGCUUUUUAAAUUCUGAUUAUAGUCUUAAGUUACAGUUGCUCAGACUUCCAAAUAUUUUUCGAUAAUAGGAAUGAUCCCACUGUCUUCACGAUUCACGUCUGUAUCAAGUGCUCCUUGUUUAUCUAUUAUGCUUCCUAGACAUGUAAAGGUUCCCAGCUCUUUCAGAGUUUCACUAUCAAAUAUGAUUAGGUUGGUUCUUGCUAUUUUGUACUUUAGGAUCUUUUUCCAUUGUGAAUGUUGAGUCUUAUUUCUGUGAAAGCUAUUGCUGUGUAGCGGUAAAUAAAUCCCCAAAAUAAAUAGCACUAAGUUUUCGACAUUGGAUGCUGACCAUAUGUUUUAGUGGACUCACCUAGCUGAAGGCGCUCGGUCAGGCAUCCGCACCAGAUCACGUGUGGUAACGCCAUGCUCAACAUCAACCGCAAUCGCUAGCCAGAUUAGAUCAGAGAAUUCCGAUAUAUUGGUCAUCGCCAAAUAUACUCUUCCGGUCUCCUCGACUCUGUCUUUUGAUUUCUCUUGGUGGGAACGAAAUAUAUUAGGUGUUACUGGUAGAAGCGUUGUCAAACACUGAAUACCUGUGACAUCAUCAUUGGUGAGCCCGACGUGAUCUGGUACACCUAAUUGCAACUGUGAGUCUGUUCCUUUUUGGGAUUUUUUAUAUAUCAUUGCCUUAUUUUUUAUUUUUUUUAAACAUUGUGAUUUUUUUUCGUGUUUUUUCUUGGAUAUAUAUAUAUUUUCCCCUCGUUCAUUAUCGUACUUCAUACUUCAUCAUGACUGAACAGACACCUAAAGUACUCAAGCUUAAGACUUUGUCCCCGCCUUCGUUUCAACUGACGCCUUUCUGGCCCGACAACAUCGAAGCCUGGUUCUGCUACGCAGAAGCCGACUUCUCCGAGCACGGCGUGAUCGAUACACGUGCACAAUUCCUCGCAGUAGUCAAGGCACUACCGCGCGAAUUCAACAGGUACGUAACACCUAGUAUGUUUACUAGUGAUGUUUCCGAUCCUUACGAAAUCUUAAAACGCUCGAUUCUUAAACGAGGAGACCUAACCGAUCGACAAAGGUUAGAUCAACUCUUCAAUAACAUCGACCUGCAACACGGUUCUGCGACGGACAUGUUGCAACGGAUGAGAGAGGUAAUAGGCCCAAGAACUUUCGACGAAGGUCUAUUCAAACAACUCUUCUUGUCAAAACUUCCCCAACAGGUGCAAGCAGUUCUGGUCUCGUUCCAGAACAACGCCUUAGACGAACUAGCUGUAUCUGCCGACCGCAUUCUAGAAAUUACGAAACCUUCUACUACCGAGGUAUUUUCAGUCAAAGAAAAGCCUCACACGACUCAGAAUGAUAUAACCGACUUAUGUCACACACUCACGCGUUAUCUUAGUCUUCGUACCGACCGUAAGAGAUCGCGCACACCACGUAGAAGCAUUUCUCGUAAGCGAUCUGUCUCUAGACCACGAGAGACAGAUAACCCCGACUGGUGUUGGUAUCAUAACCAGUAUGGAAAGUUUUCCAGAAAUUGCAGAAAACCCUGCAAUUUUCCCAACACGAAACCGACUGAUUCGAAAAACAAUUCGGGAAACUUCCAAGCCGGCACGCGUUAACGGCAACCGUAGCCGGCGAACAAAGCCGUCUGUUAUUCGUCACAGAUGUGACAACGAGAGUUCGCUACCUCGUCGACACUGGCGCAGAAGUUAGCGUUCUCCCAGAAAAUCCUAACGACCGACUACACGAUCCGACCCUAAACUUACAGGCGGCAAACGGAAAACCGAUCGCUACGUAUGGCAAAAGGUACGUUUACCUUAACGUGGGUUUACGCAAACCCAUACACUGGAUUUUCGUUGUUGCAGAUGUUUCUAUGCCAAUCAUUGGUAUGGACCUUCUACAACACCACAAUCUGAUCAUCGAUACGCGCAAACGGAGGCUAGUAGACGGGAACACUAAUUUGUCCG